CUGGUGGUGGUCAAGCUGCUGGUAGUGUUAAAGUUCCUGGUGGUGGUCUAGCUGCUGGUAGUGUUAAAGUUCCUGGUGGUGAUAAAGGUGUUGAAUGUUUAAAAACUGAUACAAGUUUUAAAGGUGAUGAUAAUAAUACAAAUGCUAAAGGUUUAACAACUGAUACAAGCGCUCAUCAUGGUGAUUAA
Molecule: messenger RNA, 188 nt
Organism: Rotaria sp. Silwood2
Lineage: Eukaryota; Metazoa; Rotifera; Eurotatoria; Philodinida; Philodinidae
Source: the annotation of a GenBank genome assembly